Teleopsis dalmanni is the source of this 3935-nucleotide messenger RNA. RefSeq names its product probable ATP-dependent RNA helicase kurz (gene kz). The record is from RefSeq and is a predicted model, not a curated record. Gene Ontology annotation, biological process: maturation of SSU-rRNA from tricistronic rRNA transcript (SSU-rRNA, 5.8S rRNA, LSU-rRNA). Gene Ontology annotation, molecular function: RNA binding; ATP binding. NCBI's taxonomy places the organism in Eukaryota, Metazoa, Arthropoda, Insecta, Diptera, Diopsidae. Bases 152 to 3802 code for a protein of 1216 amino acids. The transcript is spliced from 7 exons. Gene Ontology annotation, cellular component: nucleolus; intracellular anatomical structure.
UGUUGUGUUCUUCAUAUUCUGUGUCAAAAUUGAUGUCAGUUGCAAUAAGCACGUGUGAUAAAAGGCUUGUACAAAUUCGUUGAGAACUUACUUGUUGAAAUAUAUAAAUAAUUAAUUAUAUCGUAUAAGUUAGAGAAAUACAUUCAUAAAUAUGGGAAAAAAAGUGCAUAAUGCGAAAGCGCGACAGAAUCCAAAUAUAAUUGUCGAUAACACAGCAAUAAAAAAUAUACGUAUUGAAUUAAAUGAUGGAAUAAGUGGUGCAGGAUAUGAUGAAGCUAAUGCUUUGGUUUUGCCAUCACAAAAACGGCAAACCAAAAUUAAAGCUGAGAAGAUUCAACAUGUAAAAAUUUUGUCCAAAAAGCAAAGAAAACAUUUGCAAACGAUUGUUGAUAAAAAAAAGAAAAAAGAAAGUCGUGCUGAACUGCUGCAAGAGUUGUCCAAAGUACAAGUUCCAGCAGUGGAAUUAGAGCAAUAUGCAUCACUAAGUCAAGUGCAAACUCUUGGAAACAAGAAGCUACAAACGCUUGAUGCUUUACUGCAAAAAAAGCGUGAAAAACAAUUAGCAGAACAAAAUUCUGUGCCUGGUGGUAAAAUAAACUCCAUUAAAGGUGCAGCAAAACGUAAAUUAAUGGUAGAGGAAGAAGCUGAAAUAGAAGCUAAACGCAAUAAUCCUAAUAUUCUGAGUUUGAACGAAGAAAGUGAAAGUAGUGAAUCCGAAAGUGAUGUUGAUAUCAAUCAGGAGUUGGAAAAAACAGUUUCUGUCGUGUCAACAGAGCCGACAAGUGAUGAAAAGUUGACUAAUAUCGAGUUAUGUGAUAAAAUGAACAAAAAACUUGGGCUUGAUACAAGCGCUAAAAAUUUGCCCUCCACAAGUACGCAAAAAGCGAGUGACACUGUAGAAAAACCUAGUGAUGUUGUGACAAGACCUACCAUAUUUGUGCCUGUGCACCGCGAUCCUGAUAUACAAGCAGCAAGACUUAAACUGCCAAUACUUGCAGAGGAACAAAUAGUAAUGGAAACCAUUAAUGAUAAUUCUAUUGUUAUAGUCGCUGGUGAAACAGGAUCUGGUAAAACUACACAAAUACCACAAUUCCUCUAUGAAUCUGGGUAUGCUGAGAAUGGUAAAAUGAUUGGUAUCACUGAACCACGUCGUGUGGCUGCUAUAGCUAUGUCAAAACGUGUGGCACAUGAAAUGAACUUAACUGAACGUGAAGUAUCAUAUCUUAUUCGUUUUGAAGGAAAUUGUAAUCCAAAUACGCGUAUUAAAUUCAUGACUGAUGGUGUACUUCUAAAAGAAAUUGAAAGUGAUUUUCUUCUACUCAAGUAUUCCGUUAUAAUACUUGACGAGGCGCACGAACGUAGUUCCUACACUGAUAUCUUAGUUGGUUUAUUAUCUCGUAUAGUGCCACUUCGUCACAAACGUAAAAAUCCUUUGAAAUUGAUUAUAAUGUCUGCUACAUUGCGUGUUGAGGAUUUUACAAAUAAUACGCGUUUGUUUAGCAAUCCUCCACCACUGCUUAAAGUGGAGGCACGCCAGUUUCCUGUAACCGUGCAUUUUCAAAAAAUCACACCACCCAACUAUGUUGAUGAGGCUUUUCGGAAAACUUGCAAAAUACAUUCCAAACUGCCCGAAGGUGGCAUAUUGAUUUUUUUAACUGGUCAACAAGAAGUUAAUCAAUUGGUACGAAAACUGCGACACGCUUUUCCGUACGUUAAGAAUGAUGACAAACAGAAUCUUGGAAAAAUUCAGGAUCAAAAUUCAGUAACUGAAAAUACAAAAGGCAACUCAGAAACAAUAGAAGAGAAAGACAAAGAAACAUCUAACAACGAUAAUGAUGAUGAUAUCGAAUUUGAUAUGCAACGCGCCAUACGUAAUGUAAAAAAAUCGAAGAAGAAAUUUCUUUCACAAAUAGCUUUACCUAAAAUUAACUUGGAUGAUUAUAAAUUGCCUGGUGAUGAUACUGAAGCUGAUAUGCAUGAUAUUACAAAUGCGUCGGAUGAUGAAGCUGAUACAGAUGAUGAGAAUGAGGAAGAAAAUGAACUUGAUACACAAGAAAAUAUAGCCGCGACAAAACAACCACUUUGGGUGCUACCACUAUAUUCUUUAUUAUCUACAGAAAAACAAAGUCGCAUUUUUCAACCUGCUCCUGAAGGUUGUCGUCUAUGUAUAGUUAGUACGAAUGUUGCUGAAACUUCGCUCACGAUACCAAAUAUUAAAUAUGUCGUAGAUAGUGGUCGACAAAAGACACGUCUUUAUGAUAAGAUCACCGGUGUAAGUGCUUUUGUUGUCACUUAUACGUCAAAAGCAUCAGCUGAUCAACGUGCCGGUCGCGCAGGUCGUGUUAGUGCUGGUCAUUGUUAUCGUCUCUAUUCUAGUGCUGUUUAUAAUGAUGAAUUUGAAGAUUUCAGUAUGCCUGAUAUACAAAAGAAACCUGUUGAUGAUCUUAUGCUACAAAUGCGUUGUAUGGGCAUUGAUCGUGUUAUUAAUUUUCCAUUUCCUUCACCACCUGACAAGGAGCAAUUAGAGGCUGCUGAACAGAGGUUGAUUGUUUUGGGUGCUUUAGAAAAAGUUCCCAAUGCUGAUAUUAACAAAAACUUGCCGCCUGCAGUUACUAAGCUUGGACAUGUCAUAUCACGUUUUCCGGUUGCACCACGAUUUGGUAAAAUGUUGGCGUUAUCGCAUCAGCAAAAUUUAUUGCCCUACACUGUUUGCUUAGUGGCUGCAUUGUCUGUUCAAGAAGUGCUUACGGAGAUUAAUUAUGAUCGUGAGAAGGUCGAUGAUGACAAUCUGAUGACAAAUAAGUGGCAAAAGAAGAGGCAAACCUGGGCAGGAACUGGAAAUUUUCAAUUACUCGGCGAUCCAAUGGUAUUGCUCCGCGCAGUCGGUGCUGCUGAAUAUGCUGGUUCACAGGGAAAAUUAACACAGUUUUGCUUGGAAAAUGGCCUGCGUCACAAAGCUAUUACAGAAGUACGAAAAUUGCGUGUACAACUAACAAAUGAAAUAAACCUCAGUAUGACGGAUGUUAAUCUAAGCGUUGAUCCAAGUAUGGCACCACCAACCGAUGCACAAGCACGUUUUAUGCGACAAAUCUUACUGGCGGGUAUGGGUGACCGAGUGGCUCGUAAAAUAACACUAUCAGACAUAAGUGAUAAAGAAGAAAAAAGACGUUUAAAAUAUGCAUAUAAUUGCAUGGAUAUGGUAGAGCCCGUUUUUAUACACUCCUCAUCUGUGUUAAAACAAAAACUACCCGAAUGGGUGGUGUAUCAGGAAGCAUACGAGACGCGUAAUGGUGAUGUGACCAAAAUGUAUAUACGUGGCAUAACAGUUAUUGAACCUGAAUGGCUUUUAUUAUAUGUGCCUUUAUUGUGUAAUAUACGCAAUAUAAAAGAAGAUCCUUUACCAAAAUAUAAUGAGAAAGACGGUAAAGUUUAUUGUUAUGCUGAUGCUUCAUUCGGUAAAGCGGGUUGGGAGUUGCCUUUAACAGAAAUAGAAAUGCCUUUAAGUGAAAAAUCUUGCAGUUACUUUGGUAUGUUUUUGUUGGAUGGUAAAGUAUGUGAGAAACUCGCAGAUUUCAAAUCUAAAUUGAAAUCUACUCCAUCUUCCCUUGUGAAAAGUUGGUCGAAUCUAAACGAAAACAUUUUACGUUUUAAACGUGCACUGAUAGGGAAAGAAAUUAAUACACAACAAAAACUAUUCAAUGUUUGGAGCGAAAACAAAACUUAUUUGCUAGAGGAAUAUCACAGUUUGCUAUAUGAUGUCACCUUUGCAGAAUUAUCAGUUAUUUGGCCGCCAACAAAAUAACUUUUAUUAUAAAUAAAUGUAUAUAUUGAUUUUAGAUUAUUAAGAUUUUUGUAUAAUUAAGUAAAGAAUAGCUUAGGAACAGUGGUUCCUAAUCUUUUUUUGAUUAGACACCGCUAUGACGUUUUGUUUUUAG